UAUUAAACUUCUGUUGUUUAGGUUUCUUUUCCUUUUCCCCAACCCAACAAAGAAAUAUCUGCUUCUGUUUCCGCCGUUACCAUGGCGGUGGAGUCAAUCAAAAUCACAAACACAGACACAGACCUUUCUCUGGUUUUGUCUUGUAAAAGAAUAAAAGAAGAUGAUGUUGAAGAGGAUCCGAAGGAAUUUCCACAUCGCAAAAGAAGAAGAUUAGAAGAAGAAGAAGAGCCAGAUCCGGAUGAUUCGAUCCAGCUGCCUGAAUUCAUCAAGAUCGAAGAACUGCCAGAUGCUAUACUGUUCGAGAUCCUUUAUCGACUCCCUUGCCGAUGGGCUCUCCAAUGUAAGUCUGUGUCGAAGCGCUGGUGUUCUGUGAUUUCUCAUCCUUUGUUUGUUCGCAACGCCAUGCUCCACCGACACCCAUUCAGUAAGUCAAACACAGACCCCUUUACUCUUGUGUUAUACCAUGCCAAAAAGAUCCUCGCUCUUCCAUUCGAUGAGGACUGUGGCGGUGUUGGUGACGGUGACGGUGACGGUGACAGUGACGGUGACGGACUCGAUUUUCUCAACUUUCUUCCCUGUAUCGAGUUUGCAAGAAAAAAUUAUCCCUUUUGCGUCGAAGCAUCGUUCAACGAUUUAUUACUGAUACGCAGCGAAGUUCUGCCGAUUGUUAAUUCAGGCUAUACUGAGUAUGUCAUCUGUAAUCCUAUUACCAAACAGUGGAUCAUUCUCCCUCGCCUUCCAUACCAGGGAUAUCGCGGAAUUGUUUUGGUGGGCUUUAUAUGCAAUCCAGAUAGCUGUGAUAAAGAGCAGGGAUGUAUUACCAAUGCCCAUUACAGUUAUAGAGUGGUGCGCAUUUAUUCUCCCACUCAAUCCAACUCUACUCAGAUACGUAUGCAGAUCUUUUCUUCCGACACCGGUGAAUGGUGCGACUCUCUUGUUUCGUCACCGCACGGAUUUAAUUCCUUGUUUGGAACGCCUGAGCAUGCUGGUGUUGUUGCCUGCAAUGGGAUGCUGCAUUGGGUGGAUGAAAAUGAUAGAAUGAUCAGAGGCUUUAUUGUGUUCGAUCCAUUCAACAAUGCACAAGGAUGCCGCUAUAUUAAUCCACCCAUUGACCUUUCCCUUGGAGAAUGGGUCUCCUUUGGAGUGUUCCAAGGGCGUCUCCGGAUAUUCCAAAUUUCUUCUUUGCAAUGCCCUAGCAGUUUUUCUGUUUGGGAACUCGAGGAUUACAACAAUGCUGGUACAUGGUGUCUGAAAUACAAAAUUUACUUCAAAGACAUGGUUUCAGAAUAUUCCGAUCUCCUCAAGAUGGCAAAGGAAAAGAUCUCAACUGGGUCAUUGUUAGCUUUCCAUCCAAAUGUUGGCGAAUUUGUUUUUUUACAAUUUCGCAAAUACAUUGUUUUGUGUAACAUGCGGACGAGGGUAUUAACAAUGGCCGGCCGACUGGAAAAACUUUUACCAUGCAAAAGUAUAUACUCCUCUAAUAGCAUACCUGCAAAAUAUGUCUUCUUAGUUGGGCAACCAUCGUGGCCAACACCAGUACCUCUCCCAUUGAAGUUUGAAUGCCCUUCCCCAUUUUUAUGGAGCGAGUUUGUUUCUAAACGUCAAAAGCAAAAGAAGCAACGGCAAGAAGUUGAGAAGUUGAGGGCAGCGCCAACACCAAUUCCUCUCCAUGUUUGAAUGCCCUUGGUUCUAAACUACAAAACUCAAGAAGUUGGAAACUGUUUUCUGUUUUGAGAUGACAAAGAAGCAGUUAUCAUGAAGUUGAAGGCAGUCAUAUCUCUAACAGUGAAGUUUAGAUGCUCAAAUCAUUGUUGGUACAGACUACAGAUUGUGGGAUGUAGUGCAUUGCUUUUUAUUAUGCAACAAAAUUUGUACUUAUUCAUGGCAGGCCAGCGAUUCAAGUGCUUUUCGUGUUCUCUUGUUCUUUCUAAAUUAUUGUUGACACUUAAAUUUAAUGAAAUUAUGUUUUGGAAUAAUUAAUUACCGAUAUGAAUUUUGUAGCUGUACCUUA
Messenger RNA from Quercus lobata, 2011 nucleotides. RefSeq names its product F-box protein At5g07610-like. The transcript has 2 exons. The record is from RefSeq and is a predicted model, not a curated record. The coding region runs from base 82 to 1677 and encodes 531 amino acids. Gene Ontology annotation, molecular function: protein binding. NCBI's taxonomy places the organism in Eukaryota, Viridiplantae, Streptophyta, Magnoliopsida, Fagales, Fagaceae.